Molecule: messenger RNA, 12371 nt
Organism: Ooceraea biroi (clonal raider ant)
Lineage: Eukaryota; Metazoa; Arthropoda; Insecta; Hymenoptera; Formicidae
Gene: raskol
Product: Ras GTPase-activating protein raskol
Biological process (GO): regulation of GTPase activity
Source: RefSeq, a predicted model, not a curated record
CAACAGUUAUCGGAAACAGCUAUUGGAACAAACUGACACUACAGCCAUCUGUUGCAAAACCCUCAAAACUAAAUUACACUCCUAAUAGAUUAGAUCACUCGCUGCAGUUUCGUUGUUAUUUUGGGGCACACGGAAUUGAGUCUUUCGAGAUCGGAGUUGGGCAAUUUGGAGUUUGGUUUACGAAACGAUCGUUAAAUGCCGGGGAGGUUGCAACUCACUUUCUUGCAAUUCACUUAGCCGAUUGUGAACGAUAAUAUCAUUGAUUAUGCAUGCGAGUGUGUUCUAAUCAGUACAAUUACACGCGGCAUCGAUAAAUUUAAUCCGCUAGAAAAAAUCGAACCAGUUGCCGCAAGAGUGAAAGGACUCGCUCUAGAGCGUGACUCUAAAACGCGCCACAAGAGACAAGUACUCUGGCCGGUUUUUAUGUCAAUUUGAUAAAAUAAUUUAUACUCAUGCAUAUUAUCAGUACACAUACGUGCUGUUAUGCAUGUUUAUAAUCAAUUACGCACGCACACAGCCGCGGGAACCUGCAGAUCUCGUUCUGUCACUUCUGUGAGUGAAUUAAAAACGUUUCAAGUCACGACAGGUACCACACGUGAUCUCUUAAAACAUCUAAAAAUAAUAUAUAAUUAAUAUGAAACAUUGUAAUUAGUAUUACGUUUCUUCAUCGAAACAACCGAUUACUUUCACAGCAAUUUUGUGUAACCUGGAAGAAAAAUAAAAAUUCUCAGGAAUUUCUGAAAUCUUUUUUAUAAACGUGAACGUGACUUCUAACAAAUCAAUACUUCAAAUUCGUAAAAAAUCGAACCGUAUUUCAACUGCACGUUUAGCUUUAACAAAGCUCGCUUCAGCCGGCGAGAAUAUCCGAAAUUCAAAGGAGCUUUUUGUCGACGGACUAGUCCCGUAUAAAUCAUCGUAUAAAUCGCCUUAAGCCCUCUUAGGAAGUCGUUUACGAGAAACGAAAGCAUCGUUUCGAAAUCCGAGCGUUACCCUCUGAGCCAACGUUAUUUAUCGAGUCGAUGUUUUCGGGUUCCCUUGUGCUCGCUGCUCGAACUCGUUCUACGUACAGAUUCUACAUGUGAAUCUAACUACGUUCAUGUUUGACGCAGCUUGAAUCUUUACGUCACAAUGACUGAACGUCACAAAACGCGCUGCAAUAACGGAUUAAAAAUAAAUUCGCGGUCGGUCGUUGACUUGUUCGUCCUCGCUUCCGCUUUCGUUCGCGGCGGACCGGCAGCGGUUUUCGCGGCAUGAAAAUUGUGAUCGUAAACCAUCGGUUUUACGCCACUUUCGAAAUGGAACGGCAUGCCAGCGGCGCGGAGGGGUCAGGCUGCGGAAACGGUUACGAACGUGAUCCGGUUGAGUCACAGAGACUUUUCUUAGGCGUGCUUAAUUCGCCGGAGAAAAUCGUUGCGGCUUUUCGAGUGCCCGCGGAACUCGCGCCGCGCCGAUGGCGAUUUGCCGAUCGCCGUCCGUCGUAAAAUCGACCCACCACGGGAAACACGGGCGUGCAUCGAAAUUGAAUAAUGCUCUGCAUAACUUUGUCGUUUACUCGCGAGCAAAAGGACAGUCGUGGAGUCUCGCAUCUCGCUCAAGCUUACACCGCCCCGUUCGCGCUAUUUUUAAACCACGUUUUCAAUCACUUACGCAAUCGAACGCUACCGCAUUACAACGUGCGAUACAAUACCGCGGAAGUUCCGCGUGAUUCCGGACGCGUGCAACAUUAAUUUAUCCUCCCCUGACCCCCUCGCGAGAUAUAAUCGAGAUUUCUACUUCAAAUGGUGGAAACGUUUUGCAUCGCACGCCCAGAACGAUUAGCACGUUAUUACAUAACGUCUCUCCCGCUAGUCGAAGUUAUCUCACUCCGGUUGUCAUUACGCCUUAAUUACGGGGAGGCGGAGCAGAGUAGAGUAACCCGCGAGUGCUCGCCCGUCUCCGAGAAUGCACUCGCAUACCGCGGUACCGUUUUGAUGAUCCAGAAGUAUGCAGGCGUUGCAAUUCAUCCUUUGUUUACUUCUUCGAUUCUCCAAUCGAUCAGAGUACACCGCAGUCUGAUACCCCAAUUUUCGGAGUCGCAAACCGUGGACCAUCUCCGACGUCUCGCUUUUCCGACUGCGAUAUCGCCCUCCGUCAGGUCUCCUCCCACGUUUAUCCGUGCGCACAAGACAGAGAGAGAAAGAUGUGUCCGUGCACUCCGUCGUGCACAGACGAAGCACUCCCGAGGUCUGGAAGUCUGGUCGAAUGCAGCAUACAGUCGACGCGCGUGCACUCGUCGCCGAUCCUCCUCGGCUCGGCUCCGCUCUCCUCUCCUCGUUCCCUCUCUUUCUCUCUUUCCGUUCUGUCUCUCAGCCUGUCUAUCUCUCUCGCUUUCCUCUCUUUCACGCGUACACACAUUUUGAGACCGCCGCCGAUAGGGGCGCUCGCGGCGCGCUCGGAUUAAGUCCGGCUCGUCGAGCCAGAUAGCCGUGAGUCCGUCCGCGGUGCGGACCGAUCGCGCGCAACGCGGUGCGUUCCCGUCGUCGUGUCGUGUUCCUCGGGAAGAUCACUCGUUCCCGGGGCAGAACAGUGUAUCUGGACCAGAGACUUGCUUUCAAUCGCGCUUAGAGGAAUCAGGAGAGAAAGAGGAGAGAAACGAUCAUCAUCAUCAUCAUCAUUGCGUGGUGCUCUUGGACCUCGCAUGAUCGUAAGAAGAGUGAUCGUGGGAGCGGGAUCGCCGUGACUCGAACACCUCUUACUUUUCUCGGCGUGGCGGUCUCUCCCCGAGCCGAUUGUCGCUCACGAACUCGACGAGUUCCCGCGAGUUCCCGGUGGAGACCUCGCCGCGGAAAGUGCGGGAUCGCGUCGCGGCGAGGAAAGUUCUCUCUCUGGUGUGGUGUGACGCGACGCCGUGCAGCCCGCAGCACGGAGCGAACGAGAGUGGAGAACGAGUUUGAUCGCGGCUACGUGAUCGCGGUUAUACGUGCCGGAAUCGCGAACUCGAUGGAAUCAUCGAGCCGCGAGCACGACUCCUCGUCGAUCCGAGUGGCGUGACCCCGAAAAACAAGUGCGCGUGUACUACUCUCCUCCCUCGGGGUGGACCCCGCCCACCCUCCGCACGGUGGUGAAUGAAUCGAUGAACAGGUGCAUUUUCUCGUGUUUUUUCCCGAUCGAUUUUUGGUGUCGCGCUGUUUGCCGCGCGAUCUCCCUUUUCCUCUAUUUCUCUGUCUCUCUCUCUCUCUCCCUUUCUGAAAUUGUAAUCCCGCUCCCGUAAAUCGUCGCGCGAGGCCCCUCAAACGGCUCCGCGGCAUUCGCACUCGCCGCGAUCGUAAAUCUCGACCGGCUUCGCCGACGAUUCCUACGUAUCCCAUCCACACCGACGGCGAUUCUCCGCGAUUCACUCGCGGAUUCUUCGACCAGUUCCACCUGCAAUCUCCGGCCACAUCUCCCCUCGCCCGGCGAUUUCUUCUACGGCUCCGCGCUCCAGCGUCCUCGCGGAUUCUCCCGAUCGCGCCGGGUUUCCUAGUUUCUUUUGAAAGCGGAUUAUUUUUGCGGAGCAAGCGAAUGGAUCGGUAGAUUCGUUUUAUCCCGAAGGAACGGAGGAGCGAAAGAUGUUUAUUGGAUAUCCCGAGCGGCAUGUUCUCGAUGUAAAUCUACAGAGCACCUUUUGCGGCGCGAGGAACGGCAAGAAUAUUAAGAUAAAUGCGAAGGCGAUCAACGUGAGAGAAGCUCGGGGCUAAUUAAAAGUUAAGUAAGAAAUUAAACCGAGUCCGAAAGCUUGGUGUACGCAUAAUUAAGCACGCAACGUUCACAAAAGGUACAUACAAUACGAGAGAAAGUGUAUCUGCCUCCCGCAGAGUCACGCUCGAGGCGGCCACCUUUUCGCGCGCUACAUGAUAACGGAUGCGAUAACUCACAUCUAGGCUCACGAAGCACUUCAAGAGAGAAGAAGAGAGAAAAAAAUCGGAGAUGCAUUUGUCAUACGUUCACGUGGAAAAUUAUAAAUGGACGCCAGCCGGAGGGCUCGAUACCGUCUCGAAGUGAAUGAACGCAUGGAAGGAAAAUAAAGAGCCUACUACAAAAAUACAUUGCACCGAGAAAAAUAAAGAUCUCCAAGUAAAACAGAACGGGGAAUUUCCCGCGCAAGGAGCCACUCCACCGUCACAAGAAGACAAGCACACGGAAAAGCGUGAAGCAAACUUACACAAAAAACAUAAGAGACAGAGGAGUUCUCUCUUUCUCUCUUUGCGGAAGCAGCGACGCAACGAGGGAGACGCGACACGAGGAGUCGCGCGAGUUGACGGUUCAACGCCUCGCGUUAUCCGCGUGUAUCAACGUCCUGGGGUAACACAGCCAGCUGAUAUUCCUCUCAUACGCCGUAACGACACGCCUCUAGCCUGUCUCUCUCCUUCUCUCGUCCUCUUUUCGGCCGAAGCUGCACCGCUUCGAUAGUUCGUCUAUACUUAGAGCGGGUGGAACAAGAGAAAGAGAGAGAGCGAGAAAAGAACGGAGGGAUCAGAUCGACGCGGCGAUCCUCGAGAGAACCGUCCGCGAGAAACCGAUCCGACCCAAGAGAGAGAGAAAGACUGAAAAAGAGCAAGAGAGAACAUAAUCGUUGUUAUUACCGCAGGCCCGAAGAUCGUGCACGCUCGAUUCUCGGAUUAAUCGGCGGUUCCGGGGCCGAGGGGGGCGUGUCGCGGAUGCUGCACGGGACCUCGACGGCGCGUCGACGCCGGAGACGACAUCCGAUACGCAAAGAUGCGGUGGCGCGAACUCGCCAAGUGAACCCGAGCGGAAAUUGCACGAUUCCCUUCGCAGUACGACGAGUGAUACCACGUGGAUGGUUUUUGGAUCUAAUCGGUACUGGUUUUUCGGUGCAGUGUCGCAUACGCGGACGAGUGCGCCGCGAGGUAACAUAUCGACGCGAUAGAUUAAGAAAAAGUCGAAUCCGUGUCUCUUCACGUUCUCGACGGUCUCUUAACAGUGCGAACAGUGCUCGACCCAAAACUCGGUGUCGAUGCCCUCUUGACGCUCGCGAGGAACACGCAACAGAGAAAAAGAGUGCGUCCGUUCACGCCGAAUCGGCGAUAAACCGCUCGGUGGGAGUAUCGAUGCGACUAUCCGGCCUCUGGAUCAAAUAACGCGACGACUUGCGUUGUGACGACGACGUCGUGUGAUACCGCGCCGCUCCGAGGAGACAUGUGAAGACAUGCUGACCACCGAGAAUCCCGAGGAGUCGCCGAAGAGGCGGUCCACGUUCUACGUGUCGCUGGACGGCGGCGAGCCGCUGCGGCAACCGGUCGCCAAGCUGACCAAGGGUCACUCUACGGACAGCGGCAGCGAGAAGUUCGCCUGCAACACCUUCCCUAUCGGAUCCACGUCCAAGGCGGCGUCUUCGUCGACGACGCCCGGCACGCUGACGCGCACGUUGAGCAGCAAUGACAGUCUGUCGAGCGCGCGAAGAAACGCGGACGACGCAUUACCGGAAGUGCGAGGUAAGGUGCAGUCGCUGACGAGGAUCUUUGAAGCAUCCAAGUGCGAUCGAGCGGGGAUGACGAGCAGCGGCCAGGCGGAGCAGCGAAAGAAGGUCGAGAGGACGCGGUCCUUCAAGACCAUCGAGCGGUUUCAGAGCCGGUUCGCCGGCAGGAAGGAAUCGAGUAGCCGGAAGGAACGUUUGAACAACACCGUCGCCUGCUUCGAGGUGGAGGAUGACGUGAGAAGGAAGAAGCCGGAAAACGAGAGAUCGACCACGAGGAUCGUCAUCGAGCCGGCCUCCAAGUCGGCCAGUUCCUCGCGCGAACACAGAAUCAGCCAUCAGGAGACGAGGAGCAAGCAGAAUACGACCCUGACGAACCUGCUGAUCCGCCGGACGCACAGCACCAGCAGCAAGACGAGGAGCAACAGCACGCUGGUGCGAGUGGCGAGACACGCGUCCGUCGACAGUCCCGCGGCCGACAAAGCGGAAACUCGCGCGAGCAACGAUGGGUCCAGGGACGAGGAAGCUGUUGAAGACGCUGUUGCUGAUGACGAAUGCGCCGAGUCUGUCUUUGAGGACGCCGACGUCGACGGCGGGGUACAUUCAGACACAUCGUACGAGAAGGCCUGUCGAAGGGGUAGCGCGCCCGCCACUCCCGUGCUGGGUGCACGACCCCUGGAUGUCACCCCGAACAGGAUCGUUAAUUUCUUCUCGAAGCGGUCGUUCCGGUCGAAUCCCCUGAAGAGGACGAAGAGCGUAACAAAGCUCGAGCGGCAGAAGCAACGAGGCGCCGGUCUUCGGGGUUGCCGUUCGCACGAGUCUCUCCUGUGCGGGCAGGCGGUGACCUCGAUGGACCUCGCGGCGGUGACGCCGCUGCAUCCCAGUCUCCUCGGCAGGCCCCACUGCUUCCAGGUCACGCCGAGCACCGGCGGGCCCAAGUAUUUCAGCUGCAGAACCGCUCACGAACGGGACCAGUGGUUGCACAGUUUAAGGAAAUCCGUUCAGCCGGAUGCGGAACAGACACGCCGUACGGACAACUCCCUGCAGAUCUGGUUGCUGGAAGCGAAGGGGGUGCCCGCGAAGAAACGAUACUUCUGCGAGGUCUGCCUCGACAGCACCCUGUACGCGCGAACCACCGCGAAGUUGAAGGCUGACUUGUGCUUCUGGGGUGAGCACUUCGACUUUCACCACUUACCCUCCGUCAACACGAUUCAAGUGAAUCUGUACAGGGAGGCAGAUCGGAAGAAGAAGAAGGACAAAAACGUCCUGAUCGGUUCCGUGAGUAUACCAGUGCACAACGUGACGUCGCGAUACCUGACGGAGAAGUGGUACCCCGUGGUAGGUGACAAGGGACCGCUCAAGGAGCCUCCCGCACUGAGAGUCAAGUGCCGCUUCCAAUCAGUCGACAUACUUCCGGUCCAGGUGUAUCAGGAGUUCCUGGAGUACCUGAAGACCGAUUACCCGUCGCUAUGCGAGAAGCUAGAGCCCGUGAUCGGUGUCAAGGCGAAGGAGGACAUCGCGACCGCCUUGGUUGCGGUGAUGCAACGAGAAAAGAAGGCACCGCAAUUCCUCGCCGAUCUCGUCAUGAUGGACAUUCAUCGAAUAGAUGACGAGAGGCUCACGUUCCGAGGGAACUCGUUAGCCACGAAGGCGAUGGAAGCCUACUUGAAGCUAACCGGAGACAGAUACCUGCAAGAGACCUUGGGGGCCGUCGUGAGAGGCGCGGUUGAAGGUGGCGACUGCGAAGUGGACCCGCUCAAGGUCGCUUCUGUCGCCGCGCUGCACAAGCAACAGCAGAAUCUUCGCAACGCCGUCGAGCUGGCCUGGAGCAGGAUACUGUCGAGCCACGCGCACUUCCCGCUGGAACUGCGCGAGUGCUUCCGCAUCUUUCGCGAGCGUUUGGCCGACAUGGGCCGCGAGGACAUCGCGGACAAUCUCAUCUCCGCGUCCAUCUUCCUGAGAUUCCUCUGCCCCGCCAUUCUCAGCCCAUCUCUUUUCAACAUUACGCACGAGUAUCCGAACGAGAAAGCAGCGCGGAAUCUCACUCUAGUGGCGAAAACCCUUCAAACCCUCGCAAACUUUACGAGAUUCCAGGGCAAGGAAAACUUCAUGGAGUUCAUGAACGAUCUGCUCGAGCGCGAAGCUCCGUCUAUGAAGAACUUCUUGCAAUUAAUUAGCAGCCCACUGCCAAAGGACGCGCCGGCCAACAACUCGCUCGAGUUCGACGGCUACAUAGACCUAGGCAAGCAAUUGUCUCUGCUGCACGCUCUCCUGCGAGAAAGUGUGGCGGCGGUCGCCCCGUCCUCGCCGUCGAUACCAUCGUCGCGACUGCCCGAGAUUCUUGACAGGAUCUCCCUGGCCUUGGACCAGCCGGGACCCAGCCCUGUGCCCGCGGCGCACCGUUACCCGAAUUUGCAGAACAACAUCUUCCGCUACAACGACCCGACGAUCGCCAACAGCAACACGAAUCUCUCCGUCUCGGCCACGUCGACGUUGAGCAAUCACAGCACGAUCAACGGCACGAUCAGGGACAGCAACGAGGUGCUGCAGACCAACACGCUCGGGCACAACAGUUCGCGCAGCCCGAACGUUGCUCGGGCGGCUACUCUGCCACGAAACGCCUACAUGCCGGCGAACGGCAAGCUUCAGCUACAGAUCAGCUCGGACGAUUACCCGCUCGAACCACCAGCGUUCGUGUCGCGCUCGCCGACGCCGAUUACACGGCAACACAGGCCACUCGGACCGAAUCGCUCCGGUCCGGGUUACAGGCUGACGGCCAGCGCGAGCCUGGCGAACGUGAACCACUGCCAGACGCACCCGACGAGCCCAACGCGCUCGGAGAGCCACAGCAAUCUGAAGGAUUCCAACUACAACAUUACCGCGUCGCCGCAGAGCAACCAUCAGCCCAGCAACGGCGGCCUGGUCUCGCAGCAGCAGCAACAGCAGCAGCAACAGCACCGGCACAACGUCGCGCGGUUGCAGAGCCUUGAUAUCCACGAUCGCGAGGAUAACUAUAAUCACAACUACAACGUCUCGCGAUCAGCUAGCCGAAACCACUGUCACAAGGAGGAGAACGCCAAUCAGACGCAGCAGCGUAAUUACAACAACGUUUCGAAGACCACGGUGAACGCCAACGUGGUCGUGAAUCCGCCCACGAAUCUCACGUUGUCCAUCAAUCAUCAGCCCAACAACAACUACAACAAUUCAAAAGCGAACAACCAGGCACCGGCCAACGGCAACCUCGACGAGCUGUCUGAUCUGCUGCGAUAUGCGGACGAUGAAGUGUCCGAGUCGAAGUCACAGAAGGGCUCGCAGAUCUCUAUCUCGCAGCUGAGCAACGUCGCCUCCUCCGGCUACCAGAGCUUUGCUGCUUACAGCCAAAGUUCGAGCCCGGUAGAUCUCAGCAGCAACAACGCGAACGCGCACAUCCUAAGCGCGGCGCCGUUGGCGUUCGCCAAUCCCGUCUACCACAUGGAGUCGAGCCACGCGAGAACCGGCAGACGCGACAGCAGCAGCUCUGAGGAGAGAGAGGGAAGCGGAGGCGGCGGCGUCGACAGCGUGAGAGGCGUCGAUCUCAGCCCGUCGCCGCCAUCACCGUCCAAGAACAAUGUGCGGAAUCACCAGAGGAACAACCAGAAUCAAUGGCGGCAGAACAAUCAGACGCACCGAAACAACUCGGAGCACGCGCAGGACACAUGUUGUACAAAACUGCGAAGGAGACUCUCCCUCGACUCGACGAGGGAUCUGUCGGACACCAGCGAGGAGGAGAACUGCACCACCAGGCGGAGCAAGUCCCGCAGUCAUCGAAAUAUUGAUCAGUACGAAGUGGAAAUGUAUGAGGUGGAGAGGCUGCAGAAUAGCGUAGACCGGCUGCGAUUGCGCACGCGAUUAGGCGCCACCGAGGAUGCCGAUCUAGACCUCGCGCCCGACAACAACAUGAAGAGCAUCAUCUCCAGGUUGAUCUCCGUGGAGGAGGAGCUGCGUCGCGAGCAGCAGAAGAUGUCGGCGGCGUUGUCGUACAAGCAGCGCGUGAUCGACGCGCAGGAGCAGCAAAUAGCCGCCCUGGGCGCCGCGAAUUCGCGCCUCAUGUCGACCAACGCGAGCCUGCUGUCGGCGCUGAGCAAGCAGCGCUUCAACGUCAAGUCCCAGGUGAACAGUGAGGCCGCGCCCCUGCUGCAGAACAUUGCUGACAUCGGCGAACUCAAGAGCUCGUCGUGCUAAGCGCGGAGGAUCGUCAGCUUUGGAGAACGUCGCGAAGGAGGCGAGAUGAUCGAGUCGGACCAACGCGACGCGUUCUCCGAACAUGAGUCGAACAUGAGUGCAGCAAUAUGGCACGAUCAGACCUCUCCCGAGCAAGAGAUCUCGCUGCAUCUUUGCCAGAGUUGCGAAGAAAAGGUAUCGAUCGUGUGAUCGAUCCUCGCAGAACAGCACGAGCAUCUUCGUUGCUCGGGGGAAACGAGGCUUAUUCGGAGGAACGUGAAGAGAUGAGUCUUCCCUGGUUGCGACUCCGGACCGCGUGAAUUCCGAGUGAAUUCCGAAAGGAGCUCUGUCGAUAUCGACAGGAUCAUGCGCUCGAAAAAUGCUCUGACCGUGCGGGCGCGCGAGCAGCAACAGUAACAGGAACAGCAGCAGCAGUAGCCCCGGUGUCGAUUCGCGCUCGCGAAAUCCCGAGAACACGGGGAGUCGCCUGUCGAAAAAAAACGCGAGAGGGAAUGGCGUGCGAAAACCAGAGGCUACUUUAGUAAAUAGGCAGACCGAAGCAACAAGUAGAGAAUUCUCGUCGAGUUUAUAUGAUGUGACAUAGCGUUAGGCUAAGUUUAUUUGUACGCGAAUGAAAACUGAAAAGUGAAACCGGCGCGACUCGUCCGAGGUCCGUGAUCGUUCCCGACUGCUUGACGGACGAUCGACGACAACGCCUGGCAUCGGCGCUGACCAGUCGAAAGAGCGCAUCAUCGCGACCGCGAGUCUUCCGACGGCGACUUUGCUUCGUUCGGCACGAACGAAACGAAAGUGGCGAGUUACGAAUCCUUAUCCGGACUUGAGAACCCUCGAUCAAGCGGACGAGUAGAGAUUGACGAAAGUGGACUUGGUCGAGCGGGAACAUUCGACUCGGAAGCUUCCGCUUUUGUUACUCAUCGGGAACACGUGGAUGAUCGCAAGUUUUAUGUCGGUUUACCGGUGCAAUCGGAAAAACUUGGAAGACAUCCUCCGAAAAGCUCGCAUUGGUCGCGCGAUGAUGGAUCGAUCGGUAUGCCAUCAUCCUAACUGGAUCUUCCAGUGCGAUCCAAUCGAGGAACACUCGUCGGGCACUCGGACGACACACGAAUCAGCUCUCCCCCUCCCCUGAUCGACGAAUUGCAUAUUUUCCCUGUUUCUCAUCAUCCGUACCUACGCACCGCACGCCAGCCGCACCGUGUACCAAUUGUGUAUCAUGAUACGCGAGGGACCGAUUAAUAUCGGAGCUCGCAGCACCACGAGGAGGCAUCCUCGAGCACCAGAAACGUACCGCGGGACCCCGUUAACGAGCGUAUAUUUUUCUAGUUUAUUCCGAAUCGCACAAGACACGAUUGUCGUCCUCGCGCGUGACUUUCGUUCGCCAGGCACGAACGAAUAUCGCGAUCAUUUGCGUUUUCCUCCCUUCGAGACCACCGAGAGACGAAAAACCAGAGCGACCAAAAGGUCCACGAGAGUCCAUCGAGCGGAUGGACCUCCAAAGCGACGUCUCGUGCAUCCUCGAAUCUUUUAUCUCGACGAGUCGCGAGCAGGACUCUCUCACGACUAUCCUUGAUUCGAGCAUGACCCUUUACUCUAAGCGACGAUAUUUAUUUAGUUAGUGUCUACCAAAGAUGAAGAGUUUCAACGUUGUAAAGAGAGUAUUGAGAUUUUAUGUAAGAUAUUUGCUUUCCUCUCCUUUUACUUCGGCCGUUCCCGCGGCGCGGGCGAGACGGUACCAUUGUCGCCACGAACGUCGCCAACGGCGCGGCUGCGGAACGGCACUCGCGCGAGCAGUGGAGUGCAGAGCACGUGGCCGAAUCCCGAGAGCGAUCCCUCUCGCGCGCACGAGAAAUCAUCCGCGGGACGAAACUUUUGCAUAGAGAUUUCCGAGCCGCGCGGACUGCCCGUAGUUGAACUCUGCGCGCAAGCAGCGCACGUACACGCAUGACAAUUAAUUAAUUGAUUAAUUAAUUAAUUAACCAAUCGAUUAGAUUCCUCGAAGGUCUCGCUCGUUCGCAAAGCGUUAAUGUGUUACGUUUUACAUCACAAUAACAAUUAUUAUAUUGUAGCCAUUGUCGUACAAUGCAUGCAUGACUGAGAGACCGAGUGAGAGGGCGAGCGUGUGAGCGGGAGAGAAUGAUAGAAAGAGCGAAAGAAAGCAUGAAAGAGAGAAACUGAGAUAGAGAGAGAGAGUGUGUGUGAAUGCGUGAGAGCAAGAUCCACGAAGAGGAGUGAGAAAAGAUUAUAAUCAGUAUAAUUUCUCGUUAAGAAAAAAAAAGUAUUAUCUCGUCAACUUUGUACCAUAGCGUUACUCCCGCGUGCGUUUGAGUUUCUUGCCUCACGCCGAUCAGUUUUGUAUAGAGAUCCUCUUCCGCCCCUUCCUCCUUUCUCUUCCUCGUCUUCCUUUAUUUUACACCAUUUCCUUUUCUUCUCGCAAUCGACCCUUCUUUUAGUAGCUAUCGCGCUACCUUCGACUCGUCGAGACCGACUUGCAUCAUGAAAUUAAUAUAUUAAUGCCCCCCCCCUCCCCGCCCCCCCUUCUUGUUGGACGAUGUAAUCGAUGAAUAUCUAUUUAAAAAAUCACUUAAAUAGCGUGUACAUUAUUAAGUUUUUUGGUAUAUUCGUUUCUGCAAUAGACCACCUGUAUUUAAGCGUAUAGCGACUAUUACACUACAUGAACAAAUAAAUACGAUUAGACAUUAUA